AUGGGCGCUAAUCCAUUACAUGCCCAUCUCAUGCAUAUUCUAGCGGUCAAGGCCACACCAGGAAAGUAUAGCGAGAGGGAGUAUGAACUGAGCUUUAAUGGCCUGAGGGAGAAGGCCGAGGAGCUGAGGAAGCGGUGCCAGGAUGCAGCAGAGCGUGCCGACAUGGUGGCGCUCCAAGGCAGGAUUGUAGACCUAGAGAAACAGGCCGGGGAUCCGGCGCUCUGGGAGGACACCUCCAGCGCACAGACCCUGCUGCAGCGGCUGUCGGAGGCCAAGGAGACAGUGGCAUCCCUUCAGGAGCUGUCCGGCAUCUGUGACGACGUUGACUUGACGGUGGACCUGGCCGCCCUCGAGAAGACUGGAAGCUCACUGCAGCACGAGGGUUUGGAAGAGGCCCAGACCCUGGCGUCAGAUCUGGAGGGCCGGCUGGCAGCACUGGAGCUGCGCCAGAUGCUGAACGGGCCGUACGAUGACCGGGCAGCCAUUCUCUCCAUCCAAGCGGGAGCGGGGGGCACGGACGCACAGGACUGGGCGUCCAUGUUGGAACGGAUGUACACCCGUUGGGCGGAGCGGCGUGGAAUGACCUGGCGCGCCCUCUACCGCUCGCCGGGCGAAGAGGCCGGCAUCAAGUGCGUCGAGCUGGAGGUCACGGGGCCUUGGGCCUUUGGCUGGCUGGCCGGGGAGAAGGGGACCCACCGCCUGGUCCGGCAGUCGCCCUUCAACGCCAAGGCCGCGCGGCAGACCUCCUUUGCCGCCGUGGAGGUGAUGCCGGUGCUGGAGGACCUGGCGGCCAGCGUGGAGGUGCCGGAGACGGAGGUGGAGGUGUCUACCAUGCGUGCUGGCGGGGCGGGGGGGCAGAAUGUGAACAAGGUGGAAACCGCGGUGCGGAUCGUGCACCUGCCCACCGGCAUCGCGGUGCGAUGCCAGGUGGAGCGAACGCAGGCGCUGAAUAAGGCGCUGGCCUUCAAGUGGCUCAAGGCCAAGCUGCUGGUGCUGGCCCAGGAGAAACAGAGGGAAGCGGCGGCCGGCAUCCGUGGCGAUCACGUCAAAGCAGAGUGGGGCCAGCAGAUCCGGAACUACGUGCUGCACCCAUACCGCCUGGUCAAGGAUGUGCGCACGGGAAAAGAAAGCAGCGCGGUGGAUGACGUGCUAGGGGGAGACCUGGACGGCUUCAUGGCCGCAUACCUCAACUGGGCGCAGCGGGAGGCCAGGCAGGCUUAG
Messenger RNA from Auxenochlorella protothecoides, 1221 nucleotides. RefSeq names its product Peptide chain release factor 2. The record is from RefSeq and is a predicted model, not a curated record. Gene Ontology annotation, biological process: translational termination. The transcript has 8 exons. Bases 1 to 1221 code for a protein of 406 amino acids. Gene Ontology annotation, cellular component: cytoplasm. Lineage: Eukaryota; Viridiplantae; Chlorophyta; Trebouxiophyceae; Chlorellales; Chlorellaceae. Gene Ontology annotation, molecular function: translation release factor activity, codon specific.